AUGGCCAAGCGAGUUUCGUCAGUGCGUGUCGCUGAAUUUGUUGUACACCUCAUGUGGAUUUUAGGCAAAGGACUGACUAUCGUCUCUACCGUUACGUCAGGAUUGAAUACUUCUGUGGACUGUCCGAGUGAAUCUUGGGAGCUACCGGUCCCUCUCUAUAACUUUGGGCGGUCUAAAUCAGACUGUAGGUCGGCAGCCAGUUGCCGAGACCAACCAUGCCUAGCCGGAGAAAGCUGUGAGUGCACGCCCACUUGUGGACUGCGCUGUGAAACAAUAUGUCCGACGGUUGAGCCAACAUUUAACAUGCUCGGAAGGAGAUCUGGACCGUGUGGGCAACCAAAAUGCCAGCCGGGUUUAAAGUGUAUUCACCGGUUCAAGGAGUGCCUCUGCGUCGCUGGUUGCGGUCAUCGAUGCCUCGUACGGCUGCAUUCUGAACCUGCUAGGACCCAGAUCGCAAAGAAGGCCGCUGGAACCGCCACCUUUUCGACUGCGGGGAAUAAUGUCGAAAGAACGGGGGAGGCAGAGAGCCCACGAAGCCCUCGGUGGUCGGUGUGUAAUCUCUACAAACACCGUAGGGUGUGCGGCAGUGACGGCAACACCUACCGGACACUGUGUGACUUUAGAGAUAGACGGAAGGGUGACGUGUACGUGCAGCAUCGGGGGUCUUGUCACGCAAAGCCUAGUCUCUCUGGUGUGCACGAUGGAACGAGGUUCGGAUGCAAUACAACUUUACAGCGAGGGGACCUGUUGAACUUCACCGAUUCUGCUGCAACAGAACUAGUCCGUCAUCUCUGCGAGGAUCCUAGACCAUGCGAGACUAACUCAGAUUGCACGGGAAAGGACGAGAUUUGCCUUUGUGUUACAUUAACACAUCACGAACAAGCAGCUGUUGAAGAUGAACAAGAAACCACCCAACCUCCUGAAUCAUCUACCUCAUUUGACAUUCCGGCAACAAACCCUCAUCUGAACCUCACCGGUACCCUAACCACAGGGUCACCUCAAACUACUGCAUAGAGGAGGGUAUCGUAACCUC
Molecule: messenger RNA, 1033 nt
Organism: Asterias rubens (European starfish)
Lineage: Eukaryota; Metazoa; Echinodermata; Asteroidea; Forcipulatida; Asteriidae
Exons: 6
Coding region: 1-1014 (337 amino acids)
Molecular function (GO): protein binding
Source: RefSeq, a predicted model, not a curated record